Messenger RNA from Quercus lobata, 339 nucleotides. RefSeq lists its product as uncharacterized. The record is from RefSeq and is a predicted model, not a curated record. The transcript has a single exon. NCBI's taxonomy places the organism in Eukaryota, Viridiplantae, Streptophyta, Magnoliopsida, Fagales, Fagaceae. Bases 1 to 339 code for a protein of 112 amino acids.
AUGGGAUUUCGAGACAUACAAGCUUUCAACUUAGCUAUGUUAGCUAAACAAGUUUGGAGGUUGAUACACCAUACACACUAUCUCUUUUAUCGUGUAUACAAAGCACGGUACUUUCCAAAUUGUUCCUUCAUGGAGGCAGAGAUUGGACACAACCCAUCUUUUGUGUGGCGGAGUUUGGUGGCUGCUAGAGAGGUGAUAAUGGAAGGAUUUAGAUGGAGAGUGGGGAAUGGGACGCAGAUUCGGGCAGAGUCACGGAAUUGGCUGUCCCAUAAGCCAAUUUUUAAAAGGCAGGAAUGGCUGAACCUACGAGUGGGAGACCUGAUUGAUGAUAGAGCUUAG